Messenger RNA from Pochonia chlamydosporia 170, 1107 nucleotides. Its product is annotated as endo-1,3-1,4-b-glucanase. Gene Ontology annotation, molecular function: hydrolase activity, hydrolyzing O-glycosyl compounds. The transcript has 2 exons. The record is from RefSeq and is a predicted model, not a curated record. Gene Ontology annotation, biological process: carbohydrate metabolic process. The coding region runs from base 1 to 1107 and encodes 368 amino acids. NCBI's taxonomy places the organism in Eukaryota, Fungi, Ascomycota, Sordariomycetes, Hypocreales, Clavicipitaceae.
AUGUAUCAGCCUUUGGCUUUCGUUCUGGCGAUGCUACCUCGUUUUGCACUCACUGCCUGCACUUGUGGAUACUCCAUGACUGAUCCGCAAGACGAGAAUGCUUCCCUGUUCUUCAUGAACUUGCUUCAAAGCAACUUUACCGCGAUGCAGGACUUAUCACAGGCUACAGAGUGGACCAAGCAGCGAUUCGAUGUCUCUCCCGACGCAGGAAGGGGAGCCUUUGGCAAGUCAUUUCUCCCAGAAAACGUGCUUCUUACUCCCGAAAUGCGGAUGAAGCAACAUGACGGACUCACCGGGAGAAGCAUGGGCCUUUGGGUUCGCCGUCAAGUCACAGCAUCUAAUACCAUAUCCGCCGCCGAGAUUGACACGAGCCGAACGGACAUGCAAUGGGGGUCAUACCGAGCCACAAUGAAGCUGUCAAGAGUCGUCGGUACCUGCGCUGCGUUUUUCUGGUAUUACAACGAUACACAAGAGAUCGACAUGGAAUUUCUCUCUCGGGAGUUUGACGAAGCCAACAAGGUGUUUCCUGUGAAUCUUGUUAUCCAUUCAGCCUCAUCGGCACAAAAUGGCUAUGACGCUAGCAAGACUGGCACGUUCAAGGUGGCUAAUUUGAAAUUUGACCCGACCAAAGACUUUCAUGAAUACCGCUUUGACUUUUUGCCUGGUCGAGUCCGUUUCUACGCCGACGGUGAGAAUUUGGCCGAAAUGAAUGGCGACAACGUUCCAUCAAGCGGGGGCCAUAUAAUAUUGCAGCACUGGAGUAACGGCAAUCCAAAAUGGUCAGGUGGACCACCACUAUCAGACGCAGUUGUUUGGGUAAAGUCUGUUGAAGCUUACUUCAAUUCUUCGGGGAAUGAGGAUCGUGCUCAAUGGGACAAGAGAUGUGGCAAGCAUGGGACAGAGAGAACGGCAGUUUGCACCAUAUCUGGAACGCCACCACUUGGAAACAACAGCCGAAUGGAAGGCCCCUCCCAUGACGGUGAUAACAUGGGCAAUCGGGAAGCUAGCGAAGAGAAUGCUUGCCAUGUAUCCAAACACGCAGAGUUGCUGUCGACGGUGCUGGCUGUGAUGAUGAUAGCUGCAUGGCAGCUUACACAUCACACAUGA